Vitis vinifera (wine grape) is the source of this 1641-nucleotide messenger RNA. RefSeq names its product photosynthetic NDH subunit of lumenal location 4, chloroplastic. The coding region runs from base 73 to 693 and encodes 206 amino acids. Gene Ontology annotation, cellular component: chloroplast. The record is from RefSeq and is a predicted model, not a curated record. Gene Ontology annotation, molecular function: peptidyl-prolyl cis-trans isomerase activity. The transcript has 5 exons. Lineage: Eukaryota; Viridiplantae; Streptophyta; Magnoliopsida; Vitales; Vitaceae.
ACCCGCUAAACAGCCUCAACCUCCAGAUAGGCUCAAGGCUGAAACCAGAUAGAUAGAUAGAAAGGAAGAAAAAUGGCGAUCUCUGCACUAACUGUAGCAACUGUCAAACCCCAAACCCUUCAAACCCACCAUCCUAAACCCUCUCUCUCCUUCAAACCCAUCGCUAAUUGCAUUUCUUCAACAAAGAGACCAGUAUUGGAUGUGGGUAUUGGGCUUUUGGCAGCUUCAGUGGUGGCUUUGUCUCCAUUGGAGGCAACUGCCACAAGAAUCGAGUACUACGCCACUGUAGGAGAGCCCAAUUGUGAGCUCAACUUUGCAAAGUCCGGGCUGGGUUACUGUGAUGUUGCAGUGGGAUCUGGUGAGGAGGCUCCUUUUGGUGAGCUUAUCAAUGUUCACUACACUGCAAGAUUUGCUGACGGGACAGUCUUUGAUAGCAGCUACAAACGUGCCAGACCUCUCACUAUGCGAAUUGGUGCUGGAAAGUUGAUUAAGGGACUGGAUCAGGGAAUUUUAGGGGGUGAAGGAGUACCUCCAAUGUUAGUAGGUGGAAAGCGGAAGCUUCGGAUUCCUCCAGCGUUAGCAUAUGGGCCAGAACCUGCAGGCUGCUUUUCUGGUGACUGCAAUAUACCUGCCAACGCUACUCUUCUUUAUGAUAUUAAUUUUGUUGGCAUCUAUUCGGGAAAUGCGAAGUGAAGGAAGCCAAUUCAUGCAAAAGCUGAUAGAUGAGAAGCCUAGUGCAUAUUCAAGUGAGUUUCCUGACCACUCAUCCUCAAGUGGCUUUCAUAUUGUUAUAUGGAAGCUGAGAUGGGAUCCAAGCAUUAUAAACACCUUUAUUAUUGCCCACAUGACCUGCAAAUUAAGGACAAGGACCUUAGAUAAAUGGUUCCUUCUAAUACUUCUUCUUUUUUUUUUUUAAUUUUUUAUGCAUUGUGUCUGCAUAUGAUCAUAUCACAGCAUGUCAUCUUAUCCUUAGUUACCUUGGCAAUACCACAUCAUAUUCAAGCUUGCUUUUGCCAUGAUUAAGCCCAUACUUAAAGUCAUGGUUCUAUAAGACCUAUGCUUUAAUGCUAAUAGUCCAAAGGAAGUCACUGUGCAUAGGAAGAUAUUGAAGCAGUUUGGUAUGCAUUCUGCAGUUUAGCUUCAAAAUCCUGCAGGCAUGUGCCAUUUAGCAGUGAAAUAACACCUGGAAAAUAUGUAAGAUUGCUUGAUUUUUGGAUAACACUAAAUGAGACUAGUGCUGACAUGCAAUCUAUCUUUGAUCUUCUGUAUUUAUCUAAAAUUGAUUUUUUGAAAGUUUAAAGCAGGGGAAUCCAGAUUUGGUUAGGCUAAACUGAAACAGAAGGCAGAAUAUGGCUCAAACCCGUCACCUUAUUCAAAAAGCUGCAAUGCCCCUUGCUGGCUAAUUCAGCUUGGUGUGCUCGGUCCUGGGAAUUCUUCUAUCCUUUACUGGGGUAAUUGACCGCCCUAUUGAUUAAAUAAUAUAUAUGCAUUUGCACAUAGCAUACAGCUUGAUUACCUAAAUGUAUUUAUUUGGGAUACUGUUGUUUAAAUUCAAUUUUGUAUCAAAUUCCUUACAUUAAUAUGCCCUUUUGGGGUUGUUUCUGGAGCUGUUUUAUUAUACAUCUGAAAACUUUAUCAUCA